Molecule: messenger RNA, 1227 nt
Organism: Trichoderma aggressivum f. europaeum
Lineage: Eukaryota; Fungi; Ascomycota; Sordariomycetes; Hypocreales; Hypocreaceae
Exons: 3
Coding region: 1-1227 (408 amino acids)
Molecular function (GO): oxidoreductase activity
Source: RefSeq, a predicted model, not a curated record
AUGUCAGGUAUUCUCUCGUACAUUCCUGGUGCGAGCCUGCUGGUGGGUCGAAAGUCCAAUGCCAUUGAUUUGCCAUCUGUGGAAAUCCAUCACAUUGAAACACAUGCCGAUAGGCGGGCUCGGUGUCUUAAGCACUUGCUGAAGGCGAAUCAUGCCAACUACGCCAUACUUUGGAACCAUCUCCGGUUUGACAAUCACAAUGUCCACAUCCUCAGCUCAGCGUAUCUGCUUGGAGCCAAUGAAAAGCAGCUGCAUGACAUUUACAACGAUGAGAUCAAAGACCUGGUGCCUUGGGAGCCGUCGCCUUCCGAGCUGAUUGACGAGGACUGGAGGGACUUUCUGGGGGAUAAAGAGUAUCAAAGGGCGUUUGUGGAUUAUUAUGAGGAUAAGCUUGCCAUGGAAUUUGCCUACGACUGGAAACAGGAACUGCAGCAUUUUCUGUUUAGUGGCGAAGAGCCGCUGUUCCAUGGCUUGAUAGGCGGCCUUGGACAUCCACUCAUUCACCUGGGCUAUGCAUAUGAGGUGGACAGCAGAGAGGUCGCCAUGGAGGCGCUUGCUCUCACCUCCGUCCAGUACAACUUUUUCCACAAGUAUCUCGACAAUGGCUCAUAUACGAAGCCAUCCCCGCUGAAGUCGCGGGCACCAUUGGAUCUUUUGGUCCAGAUGUCGAAGGAUAGUAGAUUUGACAAAGUGCCAUCAGAUCUCCCGCUUAAUGAUUUGGAAGCACUUCUCGACAAGAAUGAGUCGCUCCUCCUGGAGUAUUGGAACGGAUGGGAUCUUGAUGACGACCCCAAGAAACAAUUUGAGCUGUCUCAAGAGGCAGCCGUCGCGUUGCUCGUGGCUACUGUCCAGCCAGGAACCCAUGCAUAUGACUUUUACUUUGUCCAUUUGUUAACCACUAGCCACGCUGUCCGGAUUCUUCUCCCAUUUCUGCCACCCAAACACCACGUUACUUUGGUUAGAGAAUGGUGGUUAUUCGUGUUGGCCGUUUUCAUCAUCAAGGGCCGGCCAUUGCCAGAUCCUGAUAGUGUUGAGAGUGACUUGAAGGGAAAGAAUUGGAAAUAUGUGGAAGACAAAGCAUUGAAUUCGCCAUGGUCGAAGGAUGCACACUAUGUCAAAGCGAUUCGAGCUAUAAGAGAGGCUGCUCGGACAUGGGGCGAUGUUCAAGAGCAUUAUCUUCGAGCUGCGGUGACUUUUGUGGACAGCUUCUACGGUUGGGUUCAUUAG